Neoarius graeffei (lesser salmon catfish) is the source of this 1063-nucleotide messenger RNA. RefSeq lists its product as uncharacterized. The record is from RefSeq and is a predicted model, not a curated record. Lineage: Eukaryota; Metazoa; Chordata; Actinopteri; Siluriformes; Ariidae. Gene Ontology annotation, molecular function: metal ion binding. The coding region runs from base 118 to 828 and encodes 236 amino acids. The transcript is spliced from 2 exons.
GAAGAAAAACGUACUUCCGCAUAAAUAGGAAUUUAACGGCUAAGACGGACAUUCAUGAUAGAAAUACAUCUGUAAUUGUGCACUUUUUAAGAAUAAGUAUAAAGCUAAACCGCUGUGAUGAACUCGCUGGUGGGAUACGGAGUUUCAUCCGAGUCGGAGGGGGAAGAGGAGCCGCAGAGCGGAGCGGAAAAGAAUGAGGAGAAGGAGACCAAACAGCAGAAAUCCUGCAAUUUCCUGUUGGGAUCUGGAUCAGCUUCCAGUGAGUCCGGUUCAGAAUCUGAGCGAGAGGAAGCGCAAGGUCCUCCAGUGAGCGUUCAGUCGCCCUCGGUGCUCCCGGUUCCUCCCACAGCCGGUUCUGCUUCCAACAAGCUGCCUUCGCCCGCUCUGGGCGGGUUCUGCGUUGUGGCUGACAGCAGUGUGUUUGCGAAUCCGUUUAAAGAACGAGCAGAACAGAAACUCAACGUGCUCCAGAAACACGUCCCGCUGACGUGCCACGCCCGGCCCACGCACAUCGGUGGCAAGAGGGUGUGUGUGGCCUACAGGAAAGAUGGCCGGUGCCGGUUCGGAAUCCGUUGUAAGUUCGCACACGACAGCGACCUGCAGCAGAACACAGCAGAACCUUCUGUCUCGGACUCGAAUCACGGUGCAACACACACACCGGCCUGCAGGGAGUCAGCUGUAGAGGGGGGCGGAGAAGACGAGGAGGAGAAUCGGAGCAGUAGGAAGAAGCACCGAGUGGGAGUGAGCGACAGUCUCAUCCCUCCCAAACGGGCGCUGAAGCAGUACGCCAAGCAGAGGAACAUCAUCUCACACGAAGACGGGGUGUGAGGAAUAAGAUCUGAACUCAGGGUGUGUGUGAGGUGCUGUGUGAAGGGUUGCUGUUUUGUCCAGGGUGUUCUUAGCAGAUGGUUCUCAAUACAAGAUAACUCCUCCGCCGAGACCGACCGAGAGGCCGCGGCUCCUCCGCCGAGACCGACCGAGAGGCCGCGGCUCCUCCGCCGAGACCGACCGAGAGGCCGCGGCUCCUCCGCCGAGACCGACCGAGAGGCCGCGGCUCCUCCGC